Zootoca vivipara (common lizard) is the source of this 9865-nucleotide messenger RNA. It is a transcript of the gene SLC34A2, whose product is annotated as solute carrier family 34 member 2. Gene Ontology annotation, molecular function: sodium:phosphate symporter activity. Lineage: Eukaryota; Metazoa; Chordata; Lepidosauria; Squamata; Lacertidae. Gene Ontology annotation, cellular component: apical plasma membrane; vesicle; brush border. Gene Ontology annotation, biological process: sodium-dependent phosphate transport; intracellular phosphate ion homeostasis. The record is from RefSeq and is a predicted model, not a curated record.
UGAAAUUCAGAAUGAUAAAAUAGAGCAGCCUCGGUACUUUGCAAGUAACUUGCUUGCGAAAGACUGAUUCUUUCCCCAAUACGAACCAGCAUUGUGAACUUUCUAAUUUGCUUACUUACCUUGCGAUUCUUUGAUGUCAUUUGAUUUCUUGCUUUGCCAGGGUACGAUUACCCGGAGCGCAUAUAAAUUUUUAAAAACUUUUCUAAAGAAAGGCACUAGGACAGCAGCAGCAGCAGCAGCAGCUGAAACAAAAGCUGAAGUUUUUCUACCUCAGGAGAGCGAAUAAUGGCACCAUUUCAUUUUGAAAGGGGUUCUUAACAAGUUUGGAUAGAAUUAGACUUGCUUCUUUAUCUGAUCUUUAACACAAAAGGAAAAAAAAAGAUCUGCAGCAAGAUAAAACUAUACCACUUUACCAGCCACUUUAACCAGCCAGGACAAGUUUUUAAUCUUAAAUGAAAAAGAAUAACAAAGGAUGCAGUGGCUGGCAAUUUAGAAGGAUGGAUGUAACCACCUUUACAACUUUGACACAGGACUGUCCCUCCUUUAUUGCUUUCUGAGCUAAAAGUGUGGAAGAACUUUGUGCUGCCUGAAAACUCCAGCAAGUAGGCUUGGCAGUUUUCUGGUGCAGCUGGAAUGUAAAGCGGUGAUGAAAGCAGACUUUGCCCAAUACCUGCUCUCUCUAUAUAUUGUAGCUCCCAACAGAGAUACCUUUGUAAAUCCUUCAUUGUCUGUGAAGGAAGGAGCAGGCGAUGGCUCCAAGGCCUGAACUAGCAGGAACAGACGCAAGCAAAGCCCAAGAAAAUCAAGUCAUGUCUGACAGAGCGAUGAACAAUUCAAAAGGUGAAGCGGUUCCUGUAGGAAAUCAGCUGGAACUUUUGCCUGCAUACUCCACCAUUGCCUUGGCAGCAGAACCAGAGCCAGAAUUUGACCCAUGGAGUUUGCCAGAGCUCCAGAACACAGGAGUAAAGUGGUCAGAGCUGGAUGCGAAAGGCAAAAUACUUCGUGUGACAAAAGGCUUCGGAAAGUUCAUCCUCUUGCUUGUCCUGCUCUACUUUUUUGUCUGUGCCUUGGAUGUGCUCAGCUCAGGCUUCCAGUUAGUAGGAGGCAAAGCAGCAGGGGACAUCUUCAAAGAAGGCUCCGUUUUAUCAAAUCCUCUUGCAGGGGUAGUGAUUGGCAUCCUGGUGACAGUCAUGGUGCAGAGCUCAAGCACGUCUUCGUCCAUCAUCGUCAGCAUGGUGUCCUCUUCAAUACUCAGUGUUCGGCACGGAAUUCCGAUCAUGAUGGGAGCCAAUAUUGGUACUUCCGUCACAAACACCGUUGUGGCGCUCAUGCAAGCCGGAGACAGGAACCAGUUUAGAAGGGCCUUUGCCGGAGCUGUUAUCCACGAUUUCUUUAACUGGCUGUCAGUCGCUGUCCUAUUGCCUAUUGAAGUUGCCACGCACUAUCUUUAUCACCUCACCAAUGUCAUUAUGAACUCAUUUCAGCUUGAAAGUGGGGAAGACGCCCCUCAGCUGCUGAAAGUGAUCACUGAUCCACUUACAAAACUUAUAAUCCAGCUUGAUAAAUCAGUGAUAAGUGCAAUUGCUACAGGUGAUGAGGAAGCAAAAAACAAAAGCCUUGUGUUAAUUUGGUGCGAAACCAAGACCGAUGUGGAUCCAAUGAAUGUUACUAUCCCACCCUGGGAAAACUGCACCUCCCCAGACCUUUGUUGGAAAGAUGGAAACUUGACCUGGACAAUACGAAAUAUAUCCACCACAGAAUAUAUUAAAAAAUGUAAUCACAUUUUUGUAGACUCAGGACUCUCAGAAACUGCCAUCGGCCUCAUCCUCCUUGCCCUUUCACUGCUCUGUCUGUGCGUUUGCCUGAUACUCAUAGUUAAAUUACUUAAUUCCGUACUGCAAGGACAAGUAGCAAAUAUUAUCAAGAAGACAUUCAACACAGAUUUUCCUUAUCCAUUUGCUUGGCUGACAGGAUACAUGGCCAUGUUAGUUGGUGCUUUCAUGACUUUUGUUGUUCAGAGCAGUUCAGUGUUCACAUCUGCUAUUACUCCACUUGUUGGAAUUGGUGUUAUAAGCAUCGAGCGAGCUUAUCCCCUAACUUUGGGGUCCAACAUUGGUACAACAACAACAGCUAUUCUUGCUGCUAUGGCCAGCCCAGGGAACAAAUUAAAGGCUUCCUUACAGAUUGCUCUCUGCCACUUCUUUUUCAAUGUUUCUGGGAUUCUCCUGUGGUACCCGAUCCCUUACACACGCAUCCCAAUCCACUUGGCCAAGGUUUUGGGGAACAUAACAGCCAAGUACAGGUGGUUUGCUAUUUUUUACCUUUUUGUCGCCUUCCUUGUGAUUCCUGUUGGCAUCUUUGGUCUGUCGGUGGCCGGCUGGGAGUACCUCGUGGGCGUGGGUGUCCCUAUCCUGCUUCUCUUUUUCGCUGUGAUCAUCAUCAACGUUCUUCAAAAGAAGCGGCCCGAGAAGCUGCCCGAGAAGCUGAGAAAUUGGGACUACCUUCCGUUGUGGAUGCGCUCCUUGGACCCGUGGGAUGACGUUGUGGUGUCGACAGGCGCUGCCUGUGAAAAAUACUGUUGCAAAUGUUGCAAACGCCGGGGAGGUGAACAAAUGGCAAGCGUGGCGCCGGGGAAAGCUAUGGAAGUUCACGAAAACCCAGUUUCACUGGCCGAUGAGAAAAACGCCUUUUCAAAGACACCGCAGGCGACUGAAAUGAAGCAGCCAGACUUGUCCACCACCCCCUUGUAGCAGAAGACAGGACUUGAAGAGCUGAGGGCUCAGGGACAAAAAAAAGUGGAGGACAAAAUGUAGAGGGGGAGGGAAGAAGCGGCGGAGGGAAACGAAUGCCAUCUUCUUGCAUCCAGCGAAAAGUGUGUCUUGCUCUGGUGGUAGCUGGCCGUUUGGGUGAGCAGGCGAGAAGUCAAGUCCAAAAUAAUCAGACGCACACACUUAAGGACACAUGCAGCCCCCGGGGUCUUGUGCACGAACUUACCUCUAGCCUGCUGAGCCAGGAAGCGGGCAGCAGUACAGUGCUGGAGUGAAGGUCUGACUCUGUGCCAUAGCCAGGCCUUUGGGCCUUCCUGCUCCUGUCCAGUACUGCUACAGACCCAAACUGCAUCUGCCACCUCUGGUUGCUCAGCUUUUCAUCAGUGGACCCAAUAUCAGGUACACAGGGCUUGAGGCCACAUUGGUACAGAAGGGAUCUAGUCUGUAAUUUGGAGCAUUGCAUCAAGGACUUUGAGAUAGUACCACCUCCCUUCUGGCGGUUUCGAAAGUUAAGGCACAGGGCAUUGUAAGAAAAUCUUAAAGGUACCAAACUUUUUUCUUUUUUUAAAAAAAGAAAUAUUACUGAAAGAAGCUGGGUGUGUGAGAAUAGGAGUUUAUAAAUUUUUAGCUUGAUGCUUCCAGUAGUUUAUGUCUUCUAGCUAGAAAUCAGGAUAACUUUCCAUACCCUCCAGCAUUUCUCUGAUGAAAAUAGGGAUGUCCUAUUCUAAAAUAAUAAUAAUCGUCAGCAUCAUAAUCAUAAUUUUAUUAUUUAUACCCCACCCAUGUGACUGGGUUGCCCCAGCCACUCUGUGCGGCAUCCAACAUAUAUAAAAAUUAAACAUUUAAACAUUUAAAAAACUUUCCUAUACAGGGCUGCCUUCAGAUGUCUUCAAAAAGUUGUACAGUUGCUUAUCUCCUUGGUUUGGGGAUCACAUAACUCCAUACCCUCCAACAUUUCUCUGAUGAAAAUAGGAACGUCCUAAGGAAAAGCAACACAUUCUGGGAUCAAAUCAGAAACUGGGAUGGCUUCUGUAAAUCCGGGGAUGUCCCUGGAAAAUAGGGACAUUUGCCCUGACUUUCUAGGGCACUUGUCUUCCCUGUGCCUCAAUUUUCUGAGGAUCAAAUUCAAAAAGAGAGAAGAGUUGCGGGAUCUAACCAUUACACACCUGGCUUCCUUCAGACAAAGCACUUUUUCAGAAGAGAGCGCAAAGGGACUUUGGUGGUGGAGAGAUUCCCAUUGAGGCCCACAUGUCUGCUCUUGGCAAAAUUAAAUUGCAUAAAAAUGGAAUGUGAUUUAAAAUGAUUUGCUAUGAUAACUUUUCUUUUAUACCUCAUCAUAGCCAGGGGCAUAGGAGCUCCCGAGGAAUAACCUCCUGGGACCCCAAACUUAGAGCAUGGCAAAAACCAGCCUUUCUAAAUAGCACCCCAAUAACAAAGUGCACCUUAUCCUAUGAUCUCUGGCUAAAUGUAUUUAAGUAAUACAUUUUUACAAGUACAGUCAACCUCGGUUGUUGAACGUAUUCCGUUCUGGAAGACUGUUCCGAAACGUUCGAUAUGUGAGGCGUGGCUCAGAAGCCGUGUCAGAUGUUCAGCUUCCGAAAACCGGAGCAUUUGCUUCUAGGUUUUAGGCAUCUGGGAACUGAAACAUACGAUAAUGGAGCCGUUCAAGAACCGAGGUUUGACUAUAGUAUCAUGCAAUAUUUCAUUCAGAUCAAGAAUAAGACCCCCAUGGAUGAAAUUUGCAGCAUAUGCAAAGAAGCUCUUUUGCAUUACUGCACGUUUUAGGUCUUGUAAUUUUGUAAUUGAUUCCAGGCCAAAGUGUUUGACAACCUGACGUUUUCCCAAGGGGAUUUUGGAAGGGGCUUAUGAGAAUCAAACCAUGGAAAAUAUUAUGGGGCAGGUACGAUAGUAACAUGGCCUAACCAUACUGCUGCGUCAUCAGCCGUAGAUGGAAAACCAAACCAUCAGUUGAUUUUUUUUAACAUAGUUGGAUCUGAUGUGCAUCAUUUAUUUAUUUGAUAAAGAAUACUUUGAGGUGAAUUUUAAUUGUUAGCUAAGACUAAGCAGGAAAUAUUAACAUAUACGCCUGGCAAUGUCUAAGCUUUGAUCCCAGGGGAUGCACAAGUAUGAAGGGGACAAGAUUAAAUAAAAGUGAAGGAUUCUUCUUACCCUGUUCUCAUGGGAAAUAUUUUACCUUUUCCUGUUGAGAUCUGACCUAUGGCCAGACCUUUAAAAAGCUUCAAAAGAAAGUCUCUCCCGCUUGUUAACACAUCAGAGAUGAUAAAAUGAUGUUGAAAUACAUUAGCUAAAGCUCUAAGUCAGACUUAGGCACAUUUAAACCCCAUUGUUUAUGCUGGAACACCUCCCACUGAUACCAGUGCUAUUUAAAAGUGCUUAAAUUUGUCUGCAUGUUUUUCUUCACUAUAAUUUACAAUGAAAGUGAGAAAUCAAUCAUGCGGCUCAAUUCUAUGCGCAUUUACUUAGAAAGUAACUCCUACCAUGUUCAGUAAAGCUUAAUCAUAAGUAAAAUUUUAACUGAAAAACAGUAUUACAUUUUUUUGUAAAAAAAAAAGAGAGAGGGUUUUGUCCUGUGCACAGACUUUCUGAAACCUUCCCUAGCAUUUUUGCUUGCAGUUGUUCUUAAAGAAGUGGGUUUCUAUCUUAUAGUUCCAUUGAUAUUUGAGGUUGUAUAUGGCUUUUAUAUAAUUAAAGCAGUCGCCUGUUUUAUAUAAGAAAUAUAUUCAGAUUUUAUACAAUGGCUUGCGCCUGGCACAAAGGGCAGAGUCCAUCCAACAUGAAGCACUUUCAGUCUCAUUGAAAUUUUAGGCUGCAUUCUUAUUCACACUUGCCUGGAAGUCAGCUUCAUUGAGCUCAGUGGAGCUUACUUCUGAGUAGAAAUACAGUGGUACCUCUACUUACAAAUAACUCUACUUACGAAUUUUUCUACUUACAAAUAGAGCUCCGUCCGCCAUCUUGGAUGCGGUUUAGAUAGGAUUUUUUUCUACUUACGAAUUUUUAGAUAGGGUUGCUUCGACUUACGAAUUUUUUCUCCCAAUGCAUUCCUAUGGGAUUCAACUUACAAAUUUUUUCGACUUACAAAUGUGCGUUUGGAACGCAUUAAAUUCGUAAGUAGAGGUACCACUAUGCAGAAUUGUCCUGUUAAGCGUAUGCUUCAUGCUCCUGCUGAAUUUGAUAGGGCGUAAUCCCAUUGUACCUAUAUUCUUUUUAUGUCAUGUUGCUAGUUGCUUGGUUUUUUUUCAUGGAAAAUGUUGUCUUUAUGCUUAAUCAUUACUGGUUUAUUUAACAUAUUUGUCAGAUAACGUUGACGAACAUAUUUUUAAGUGAAACCGUGUUGCUCUGCGAUAACUCUGGGAUACAGGCAAGCAGCUUAUCUGAUUUCAGGAUAACUCAGUCACAGACCGUAUUAUUUGAACCUCAUCUACCUCCUUCUCUCUAGCAUUAUCCACCUUUAGAGGGGGUGUCCAUAAAAGCUUAUGAAAGACAUGUUCUCUAUUCCGAUAUCGAGUUUUUAGGAGGGGAAAAUCUGGUGCGCUGAGGCUAGGGUACACAGAAUUGGAUGAGGGUCUCAACUUAAAAACACUGAGAGGAGGCUGGGCAGAGUUACACUUACAAAAAGGAGAAGAGCGUUACUAGCAUUGCAUUUUCCUUUAUGUUCCAACACAGAGCUCCUUUCUUUGAGAGUUAAAUGGGAGUCCUGCCUAUCAGUCGAUUUCAUUCUGGGUGUAGUUUGUCGAACUUAAGGCCAGUUUGUACAACUGGCAGAAUAAAGUGGUAAAGUUUUUCCUGAACUGUAACAUUUCAUUUUGGAUGGAUGGUACACAUGGUUCAUUGUGGAAAAAAAAACCCUCUUUGCACAUUGAAAAACAGAAUAAGGGAAAGCAGGGCCUGCCCGCCCGCCCACUCUGUUGAAACCCAGUUAUUUUGAAAUGACAUAGAUAGAGUGGGGCGAUAUAGUGAUAAAUUGUCCGAUAGGGCGUUCAGAUCGUAAUACUGGUUUCAAACAAUUUGAGAUCCAUUCCAGAGCCAGACAUCAUGAUAUAUCAGCAUAUUGCAGUAUUUAGCUGCUGAUAUAUCACUAUGUUGAAAACCAGAUAUUGGCCAGCCCUAGACAUAGACAGUGGCCUAGAUGGGUCUAAGGCAGGGGUCAGCAAACUUUUUCAGCAGGGGGCUGGUCCACUGUCCCUCAGACCUUGUGGGGGGCCAGACUAUUUUUAUUGGGGGGAAAUAUGAACGAAUUCCUAUGCCCCACAAAUAACCCAGAGAUGCAUUUUAAAUAAAAGGACACAUUCUACACACGUAAAAACAUGCUGAUUCCCGGACUGUCCGCUGGCUGGAUUUAGAAGGCGAUUGGGCCGCAUCCGGCCCCCGGGCCUUUGUUUGGGGACCCCGGUCUAAGGCUAGGAGCAAAAAGAACAUGCAGAGGUCUGCUCCCUGCGACACCAGUUUUCUUCCCACUUGGUUCACUUCCAGUAUUGGUGGGGGAAAGCCAUGGAGGAAGGAGGAAGGCUGCCAGAAGCUAAAACUUUGGAUGUACUCCUAAUCGGUACAUUCCCCCUUUUCUCCUAAAUCUACACAAUUUCUACAGGUCCAGGUUUAAACAAACAGAUCUGCUACUGCUACAACUUUUUGGGUCCUAAACUGGUACUUUUGUCUAUUGCAAACCUUCAACCCUCCACCUCGGUGGAAUCUACAUAUGUAUUAAAAAAUGCUGUGAAAAUGUUUUUAAAAAUACGUUUUGAAAAACACAUCGAAUUUUGCAUAGCUCACUUUCGCCAUCUAGUGUCACAUUUGUAUAUUGCACUUUACAACACAUCUAAAAUGUUUUAUUUGCAGCUGCGUAGCUGAGUCCUUGCUCUCUGAAGUGAUACAAUUCUGGAAAGGCUUUUGCACUUGGUUCUACUGUUUUGCACAUGAGUUGCAUGCCUUAGGAAAAAAACUCCCUCUUCCCUAGACAGUAAUAGGAAAGGCCUGUUGAGUGUUUUGCAGCUCUCACCCCAACCCAGAAAAAGGUGUUCCAUGUGGAAGUAGGUUGAAGUGUAGGUGGGUUCCCACGAGGCAAGACACAGUGAUAACAGCAAGAACCUUUAUUGAACUAACAGAACUGGACAACAGGGGCAAAAGCAACUGCUUAUAUACAUUUCUGAAGGCCUGGGCCACUCCCACUCCCAACGUGAUUGGCUGCCUAAACUUCCAAGCUGCGAAUCACAACUCAGAGUUUAAGGGCCAAUGGCAGAAGCCCAAAUCCUGAAAUUUUCUGCGAUUGGAUAUCAGAAUCCUUAGUCCAGACUCAAGCUCAGGCAAACACAGACCACUGAAUACAUAACAUAGGUUUCCAUUUGUAUCAUCCGGGCUGGAUUGGGAUCUAUGUGUGUUACAAAUAGAUACAGCAUUUGAGUCCAUUUGGAAGGUUACAUUUCUGUGGAAAAGCUUUUCAGGAAAGAGAGAGUAAGGAGGCUGAAACCACAUUCCCCCAUUCCCCCAUUCUGGCCAAACAAUUGGCUUCAAAUAUUUUAGCUCUGUGGGUGCACAGUCUAGGUCGGACACCCCCAACCUUCGACCCUCCAGAUGUUUUGGACUACAAUUCCCAUCAUCCCUGACCACUGGUCCUGUGAGCUAGGGAUCAUGGGAGUUGUAGGUCAAAACAUCUGGAGGGCCGAAGGUUGGGGAUGCCUGGUCUAGAUCUUCUGGAUCUUGGUGCAUUUUGAGCCACUCAUCCCUCAUGAAAAUACAAACAGCAGCUGUAUUUUAUCCCCUCUGUGACAUCUCAUGAACCCCGCACUGCCAUCAUCACACAUUGGAGGGGAACGUGAGAAGAGGGGUCCCUUUCUCUCCUACCUGCCUAGGCUCCUCAUGCGAUUUAGAACACUGGCCAUGCAAGAAAUUUUAUCCCCUUGAGUGCUGUGUACAUUAGGCUGCCCCUGUUUUGCAGUGUGAGUGAAGUAGCCUCUCCUUUGUGUGGAAAUCAAAGAGUCUUCUUGUGGAAACGUUGUCCCCUGUCAUAUCUUUUAGCUUUUUAGACUCUUAUUUAUAAUUGUUUUUAGUGUAUAGUUGUUGUUGUUUUUCAUAAGUUGUGUAAGAAGCACCUCUUGAGAUGCGGCUUUUAUAUUGAACAUUCCAAUUUGUUCACUGUGAUAAGAAAUGUUUUUAAAGAAGAGAAAUGGCUUUCGAAAUGGUAUUUUUUGGUUCACAUGCACAUGUCAUGAUAAGCCACGGUUUUCUUCCUGAUCUCGCCUGCUUUGCUCCUCUGCAGCCGUAAGUGGUAGAAGCAAAGCAGAAAUAUGUACCAGUAGUAAGGGAUGGGGAGAAAUUUGAUCCAGUUUUUAUAGGCAAACCAUUGUCCGAAACAAUACCUGGACUGAAACACAGCCAACCUUUGCAAUUCGCUCUACAGUUCUCCAGCCAAGAAAUGUGUUACAAAAAUGCAUAUACUAGGGUAAACUGUGUAUUACCCUGGUACAUAUUUGUGGAAUAUAUUUGUGGAAAUAGCUUAUAAAAUAGAAAGCCAAGCUUAAUUGCCACUUCUUGGUUUGUUUGUUGUGGCGCAAUGGGUCCAUGUGUCUGGCUGUUAAUCACAAAGUUGGUGGUUCGAGACCACCCAGGGAUGGCUGUGGGCAGGAUACCUGCUUUGCAGGAGGUUGGACUAGAUGGCCCUCAGGGUCCCUUCCAGCUCUUCAAUUUUAUGAUUCAAUUAUUCUUCUGCUUGCGGAAGGGGAGUAAUGAAACAUGCACUAUCAACCACAUUGUAAUAAACUCUGGCUUGGCUUAUGAUGUGUCUGAAUGUGGCCAAAAGUGUGGGUGGCAAUGUUAUUUUAAGUUGUAACAAAAUCAGCUGAUAAAGUAAAAUUAAAACCCUUAAAAGAUGAAACUAUAUCUGCAAUGCAUUCAAAUAUUUAACUAUUUUUAUUGACUGUUCCCUUUUUUGCUGUGAAGGAAACUUCUCUUUUUGUAUUAAGAUUUCUUCAUAAGUUAGGAGGAUAGUAUGUAUGACCAGCAAUGGGAAAAGGUAUGAUUUUGUAGUCUGUUUUUGUUCUUUAAAGGAAGUACAGGCCAUUCAAUGAGAAAUUAAAGAUUUUUAA